AUGAACUUUCAAGGCCACUUGCUGCUGGAUCUCUGGCUGCACUUGAACAGCCUUUGCAUCUGUGGUCGCCCAAACUGGAGGAGAGUUGGCACGGAUAUUCUUCCAGAGGAUCUGAAACAAAUGGAGCUUGGAAUACAGUUUAUGUCUACUUGCCUGCCCUACCCUUUGGACCAACUGUCUUUUUACUUUACCAGCCUGGAAAUAACCAAAGAAUGCCUGGAUAUCCUGUGUAUUAGCUGCAAAGUGGUUCUUUACCUCCUGUGCUCCUUAUCUGUAUGUUAUCUUUGGAUCAAAUGGAGGAGACAUCAAAGGAGUGAUGUGAUGCCCAAAGUAGUAAGUCAGACCUCCACAGUUUCGGUUGGAACAGAAUUCCAUAGUGAACACACCUCCAAUGUGGACGAAAUGCUGUGGAGAUUGGUGGCAAAUACAUCCAUGAUGCUGAAAUACCUGAAGCAUGUCUGCCACCAUGAGAGUAAAGAAGCCCCACCACUCAAUAAAAAGAGAAAGGUGAAAGAAACCAAGGUUGAUGAAGAAAUCGUCACUACUUGUCCGUAUGGCCACUGCUCCAAUGUGGAUACUGUGAUGCAGGAAAUGUAA
Alligator sinensis (Chinese alligator) is the source of this 597-nucleotide messenger RNA. It is a transcript of the gene TEX50, whose product is annotated as testis expressed 50. Lineage: Eukaryota; Metazoa; Chordata; Crocodylia; Alligatoridae. The transcript is spliced from 3 exons. The record is from RefSeq and is a predicted model, not a curated record. The coding region runs from base 1 to 597 and encodes 198 amino acids.